Messenger RNA from Hordeum vulgare subsp. vulgare (domesticated barley), 768 nucleotides. RefSeq lists its product as uncharacterized. The record is from RefSeq and is a predicted model, not a curated record. The coding region runs from base 170 to 766 and encodes 198 amino acids. The transcript is spliced from 2 exons. Lineage: Eukaryota; Viridiplantae; Streptophyta; Magnoliopsida; Poales; Poaceae.
GGGUGGGUGGGCCUCGUCCUUCUCUUAAUCCAAUCAAUAAUUGUCAAAUCAGACUAUCCCGUAAACGUACGUAAACAUUUACGUAGAUGUAGCAUUGCUCCUAAUACGAUACCCAUUCGCAAUGCAAUAAUCCUACACCUACGUAAUCUUACUUAAGCUUCAUAAUGCAAUGCGCUGCGUGGCGCACGAGUGCCAUCCCGGCCUCCCCGCCGCUAAUAACCGCUGCAAGUCCCUCUCCUGCCUCGUUAGAGAGGCCUACGCGCACUGCCAUGUCCCCUGCCUCGGCAUCCCCGGCGCCGGGUGUGGCUCCGGCGACGGCAACGACAACGAGGAGGAGCUCGACACGAAACAGGUGAUACUGAACGAGAUGAGGAACCGGGAGACGAGGAAGAGGUCGUCGAGGUGCAGCGUGGACUCGGGCGCCCUCGUCUGGUCCUUCACUCCGCUCCACCCACCAAGCUCUAUCGAGAAGUGCGUGGCGGUGGAGGUAGAAGAGUAUGCGGCGGCGAGCGACGGUGACGGUGACAACGAGAGCGAGGCGUUCUUCUCGGUGAAGAGCUUCUUCACAAGCAGCACCAGCCGGGCGGCGACCGUUGCUUCCUCGACGGACAUGGGCCGGCGGGCCAAGUGGGAUGGUUUACAGGACUGCAAGGGGUGGCCCUUCGGACUCUGCCGUCGCCCCGUCGUGCCGCAGCUGCCCAGCACUCCGGCCGACUCGUGGAAAUGGCGCAACCGGAGCAGCCCGGCUCCGGCUUAUACAGUUUAAAC